Lentinula edodes (shiitake mushroom) is the source of this 1385-nucleotide messenger RNA. RefSeq lists its product as uncharacterized. The record is from RefSeq and is a predicted model, not a curated record. Bases 334 to 1251 code for a protein of 305 amino acids. The transcript is spliced from 5 exons. Lineage: Eukaryota; Fungi; Basidiomycota; Agaricomycetes; Agaricales; Omphalotaceae.
CUCGCAACGUUGGUUCACGUCUACAUGGGUCGGAAGAUUGGGUUUGGUGUCGAAGACUCUCUGGAAAAAGCGAGAGCUUGCGUCGAUUUAUUUCGAUCUUGUGAAGUACAGUUUGAGAAUGUAGUCUACGCUGGAGCAUGGCCCUGUGAUUUACCUCCUACUUCUUAUUCUCAGUACUUUACUUGACGAAUACUCGACGCUCAGUAAUUUGGUAGUAGGGUACAUACACCGGCUAAAUCGGAUCGGUUCCGGACUUAUUGGCAGGCAUUUACAAACCGAAACGCGAUUGUUAUACCCACCUACACCUCAUUUUGCUUUGUUCUCCUCACUAUCAUGGCAUCCGAGAUGAUGCGUGCGGGUACUUCUUCUAGCUCUCCACAUUUUAACUUACAAAAACGCGCCAGAACAGCUUCAAAUGAAGAUGGCGAAACCAUCUUACUUCCAUUGAGCGACCAGAACGCAGCAUAUUAUCCCUCUCAUGGAUACGACUCCGAGGACGACGUUGAGGUGGUAACCCAUCGGGGGAAUUGGGGAAUCAAAGACACCAAAGGAGCCCGGUGGGCUCGCAAAGGAAAGAUAACUUCUUGGGGGCCCAGUAUGGGUGAUUGGGAGGCUGAAGAACGCACACGAAAACGUAUAAAACUGCUUUUGCCUCAGCCUAAACGAUCACCUUCUCCACCAUCACUCCCUCAUUUAUCCCGAUCUCCAUCUCCACCCAUUGUUGCUCCAUACACACCACCAACUAUCCAGCAUCUUACUUAUUCCUCGUUUGUUAUGGACAAAUCAGUCACACAUACAUUCCGUUCCAAUCUACUGGAUGAACUUGAAAAUGCCACUAACGGACUAAUUGAAGGGGAGGCAACCAUGAAGAGAGCGAUGGGUCGCCUUGUCACCAAAACAGAGGACGAAGAAAUAGAGGAGCUCAACGAGCAGGACGCCCGAGCAAAGCGGCUCGCGCGCGCACCUGAUCUUACACCCCCAAUUCACAAACUGUUCCUCUUCCAAAACAACACGUCCUUAUACGGCGAACAAUCACAUUUCACUACCCCGGAAUCACAGCAGGGGAAUCUAGAACGGGCGAUGGCCGUCAUGCGAGAACUUCAGGAUGAUGGCAGGGAAUAUGUCGAGCGUCUGCAGGAAAUCAGAGAAAGUUUGGGUGAUGUGAGGGCUCAUCGGAAUGGUAUAUGGAAUAUGGUUAGGGAAAGGGCAGUACAAGAACUACAAGAUGCUGCUUUUGAGGCUGCUGGAUGAUUUGUAUGCGUAGGUGUAGGUGUAGGUUCUAGAAAGCUUGAGGCCUUGACAGAGUAUCUCUUCUCGAACAUCUUAAUACCAGGAACACAUGAUACGCCUGACAUAACAACAGCCCAGCGGACUUGCACAGCCUC